CACAUGUCGCUGACCGUUCGGGAUUUUCUUUUUUACCUUUGCGUAUGCAUUCGGUAGUUGGCCAGGUAUUAUACAUUACCAACAUGCACUCUCUCAUUGUAGGUAUGGGAGGUGAGAGGCACACGCGGCAUUGGCGUGUGCUGUCGCGCAGGGUCUUGGCUCCCAUCCGAUGGUCCCGCCGCCAAGGUAAGAGCUGUGGGGUCCCAAGUGGCGUUCCAGAACCGGACGAACCAGGGCGGGACGGUGGCUCGAUGAAAGUGAGAUUCUUCCGAUUGGACCCGAGCCUUAAUGGCCCAGGUUCGAGCGCGGGCAGCGAUCGGACUAUUUGACACUCACAUCCGCAGCCUCAAUUUCGGCCUAGGCUCGCCGAUCCGAGGGGGGGGAAGGGGUAGACGGAACAUGCCUGCCCUGUCUGUGUUGGAAC
Lasiosphaeria miniovina is the source of this 424-nucleotide messenger RNA. RefSeq lists its product as uncharacterized. The transcript has a single exon. The coding region runs from base 45 to 329 and encodes 94 amino acids. Lineage: Eukaryota; Fungi; Ascomycota; Sordariomycetes; Sordariales; Lasiosphaeriaceae. The record is from RefSeq and is a predicted model, not a curated record.